Messenger RNA from Brassica napus (rape), 1329 nucleotides. RefSeq lists its product as uncharacterized. The transcript has 2 exons. The record is from RefSeq and is a predicted model, not a curated record. Bases 787 to 1329 code for a protein of 180 amino acids. NCBI's taxonomy places the organism in Eukaryota, Viridiplantae, Streptophyta, Magnoliopsida, Brassicales, Brassicaceae.
CGUUGUUUGGUCCGAUUGAAGUAGGUUUGGUUUGAUUAUAUGAUUUUGGGUUGGGCUCCUGUGUUCUGUUUCUAUAUAUAUAUAAUGAGAGAUUUUCCUCUCUUCCUAGAGGGUCCACGUCAGAUUCCUUUUAUUUGGAAGGGUGAUUCGUUGUUUGGUCCGAUUGAAGUAGGUUUGGUUUGAUUAUAUGAUUUUGGGUUGGGCUCCUGUGUUCUGUUUCUAUAUUGGGUUCAGAAAUAUAUCGUAUGGGCUGUUAGUUGGGGUUGGGCCUGUGUUAUUGAAUAAUCGAUAGGAAUAAUUGAAAGAAAAUGAUGUGCUUUGUUCUAGGGCAUCAUCCUUUCCUUCUUCCAUUUUUCAAGUCGCCGAUUUUGUUUCUGUUGUUUUGUAAAGCCAAUCAUUCUCAUCUCUUUGCCUUCCUCCACCUUCGAUGUAUUCUUUAACUGUUGUCUUAAUUACACUAAACUCUGUAACGUUUUGGUAUUCUUCGUCUGAUGAUUCUUUGUUCUAUAAGUAGAAGAUGGAUGAGGCUGUGGGGAUCGCUCGCAAUCACUCUCAGUUUUGUUUCUGUUGUUUUGUAAAGCCAAUCAUUCUCAUCUCUUUGCCUUCCUCCACCUUUGAUGUAUUCUUUAACUGUUGUCUUAAUUACACUAAACUCUGUAACGUUUUGGUAUUCUUCGUCUGAUGAUUCUUUGUUCUAUAAGUAGGAGAUGGAUGAGGCUGUGGGGAUCGCUCACAAUCACUCUCAGUUAAAAUUUCUUCCUUCAGCUUCCAAAGAUUCUCUCAAAGAUGGCUUCCUCCGCUCCGGCCGUUGUUGGCCCGACAUCGUUCGACGAUCUCUGCCUGGGUCGAUCUGCUCAGUUCGUCGUGGCUCGCCUCCUGCGUUUUUGGGACUCCAGAAACAUUAAGAAGCAAGGCGAAUUCAUGGGAAUCACCUUGCUUUUCCUUGAUGAGCAGAAUUCUGUGAUCCAUGGGUUUAUUACUGCCGCUCGCUCCGGUCACUACCAUCCAGGUUUACGAAGUGGUUCCAUCGUCAAAGUUUCACGCUUUGAGUUUGCUAGAUGCACUAAUCUGUACAAGAUCACAGACAAUCCAUUCGUGAUCCGGUUCCUCCCACAAACAACCAUUGAUGAAGUCGCUCCCAUUAUCAACCUCCAGAAAUUCAUGCUCAGGAAGUUUGAGCAUCUUCAAGCACUUGAUAACACGAACUUGGAACUCCCAGGUUUAUUUCUUAUAUAUUAUUCUCGAAAUAAUUUUAUUCGCUUUAAAAAUUGUCUUAAUUAUGGUCUCAGGCUGAGACAGUAUAUGUGUUUCACGUUGCAGAUGUUGUAG